This is a messenger RNA of Penaeus chinensis, 2743 nucleotides long. It is a transcript of the gene PIG-T, whose product is annotated as GPI transamidase component PIG-T-like. The transcript has 11 exons. Gene Ontology annotation, cellular component: GPI-anchor transamidase complex. The coding region runs from base 87 to 1988 and encodes 633 amino acids. Gene Ontology annotation, biological process: attachment of GPI anchor to protein. Lineage: Eukaryota; Metazoa; Arthropoda; Malacostraca; Decapoda; Penaeidae. The record is from RefSeq and is a predicted model, not a curated record.
CAUUGGUAACGCUGCAAAUCGCGACCAAAACAAACAGUUGUCGGAGGGACAGGAGUCGGGCGUCGCUCCUCAAAAAACCCGUUGAUAUGACUCCAUUACCUCCCUUAUCCGUAUUAUUUUUAUUACUUACAUUUAUUGAUGUGCUUAGUGGUUAUGUAUAUGAUAACGAAUUCAAGGAGGAGUUGCUGGUGAAGCCUCUGCCGUCGGGACACGUCUACUCACACUUCGAGUUCACGACCACUUGGGCGACGCCGGGAAUCCAGGAGUCGGUGGAGCAGUAUACGGAUUUUGAAUUUGAGCACUAUGACCUCUUUCCACGAGCUCUUGGGGAAAUUGUAGAGCGUUACCAUGUGAGAGAACUUCACCUUAGCCUAACUCAGGGAUUUUGGCGCCAUCGAAAAUGGGGAUAUCCUGUCAUAGAUGCCCCACCUGGUGCCCAGUUGUGGGUGUGGUUCAACCCAUCGGAUGAAGAUUUGGAUCAGACCUGGCGAGAUUUGGUGAAUGCCCUCAGCGGUCUUGUGUGUGCUUCUCUAAAUUUCAUUGAUUCUACUAAUACAGUUUCACCAGAACUCAGUUAUCGACCAUUAGGACUUGCUGAAAAGUGGUAUGCUCAAAAUUCAUCUUUUUUGCGAUAUGCUGCUUUGCCUCGUGAAAAUGUUUGCACAGAAAACUUGACUCCCUGGAAAAAAUUACUGCCAUGUGAUACAAGGAGAGGUUUGGCAAUGUUGCUUCACCCUGCUCCUCUUUACACUGCUCAUUAUCAUGCUCUGUCUAUUCACCUCAGGCCAACCUGUCAGGAUGCGAGUUGCACUUCCUCCCACCUGGAACUUGUCCAGGCCUUGUCACUUGUCCAGAAUCCCACAGUCUCAAUGGAAGGACACCAAGAUUGGAGCCUUCGCCAGCUCUUCUCUGCUCCUCUUAUUUCUACGUGCCCUUUGGCUUCCAUGUCAAAGGUUUAUGUGGAUGUCACAAUAAACAAGGAUAGACAGAAUUUCAUCCUCUAUCCUGAGCCUGAUAGUAUUGAUGUAAGUGGAAGUGGAGACAGCUUGCGUCACUUGGCUGUCUAUGAUGCCCGCCUGGCUUUGAGCAAGGACAUCUUUGAUCUGGAAGCCCACUAUCAAACUCGUCAUGUAUAUGGCCUUAUUCCACCACCUCAUUUGCAUGUUUCAAGAUUUGUUACAGGAUAUGGACAGGAAGGUGGGAGUAUCACAGUAAAACUGACCAACACUGGAGGACAGCCACUGUCCGUCGUGUACCUUGAAGUGUUACCUUGGUACCUGAGACUCUUUCUGCAUACUUCACACACACACCAGCAGAUGCAGUCAGCUUACAUGUCUAAGUUGGUAACUGCACGAGACCGGGAGAGAGGAUGGCUUUAUGAAGCUGUAGUUGAAAUUCCAGCUGGUGCCACCAAGGAGCUAAGCUUGGAGUUCACCAGAGCCCUUUUAAAGUGGCUUGAAUAUCCUCCAGAUGCCAACCACGGGUUUUACAUUCCUGCUGCAACUGUGUCUGUUGUUUUGCCUACCCCAAGGAAUGUCUCUGUCAAUAGUCUUGAUGGGAAGUGCUUGAAGGAUAAGCUCAUUCUGAAAGAGGGUGAAAGCUUCGUCCGGAUUCACACAGAGACCCUUCUUGUGAGUCUUCCCACGCCAGACUUCUCAAUGCCUUAUAAUGUCAUCUGCCUUGCCUGCACUGUGGUUGCUCUUGCAUUUGGACCCAUUCACAACAUCACUACCAAGAAGCUUGUGUUAAAAAAAGUAGAAGACAAGGCAUCACCCCUAAGCAAACUUCUGACCAAGUUGAAAAGCCUGCUGAAAAGAAACAAGAUGGAGGAAAAGGAGACCAAGGGUACAGAUAGCAAGCAAGAGCCAGUCAUUGUAGAGGAAAAUCCAUUGUAUGAUGACAGAGAAGAACUAGAGGACAUCAAGGAAGAAGAGGAGAGUGAAGAAGAUAAAACAGCAAGUGAGGAGGAAAACAAGAAGGAUAAAUAGGCACUAGUCACCCUUUAUUUAUAUGGUACAUAAAGUUCAUUGUAUCGGAUUUUAGGAAAUGCUUUGAUGAGGAAAAAUAAUUUUGCCAAGAUAAGUAUAUGAUGAUUCAGUAAUUGCUUCAUCAGAAUUAUGUAAUUUUGCUUGUGAUGUAACUCAAAAUGUCAUUUGUUUACUUUGUAUUGUGAAAUGAAUCAUUCUCAUUCAUACUUUUUUCAACAAGGCUCAAAGAAUCAUAAGUAAUGAACUCAUUGAACAUUACAUGCACAUUCCCCAUACCUUGAUUUAGUAAGUUAGAAUUUUAAGCUUUAAGGUUUUACACCAAACUAUUAAUUAUUUUAGCUUGUAUUCGGUAUACAAAGUGUAAUAUAUGUGUAAAAAAUUGGAUUGUGUUAUUGAACCUGUUAUGAUAUUACUUUAAUAUACGGUUUCUUCAAAUUAUUACAAUGUCACAAAUUUUAUAUUUGUGUUAGAUAGUAUUUUUCUUCAACAUUCCAUGGUAUUAUAAGGUGAUAUUUAGUCAGGAGGGAAAAGUUGUUCCUAUCAGGAAAGUAUUAUUGUUAAAAGUACCAGCAAUGGUAGGGUAGUGGCACUAGUUUCCAUCCAGCUAAGAAAAACUUUUUAUAUAUAUAUAAUUUGCAUUAUAAUGUUUUCUGUUUUUUAUUUUAGUUAAUACAAUAAGAAUAUCCUUGAAAUGUCUCCAGAAUGUAAAUUGAAUAAUACAUAACCAUAUUAUUAAUAUUAAACCUUCAAAUAAU